Molecule: messenger RNA, 3150 nt
Organism: Saccharomyces eubayanus
Lineage: Eukaryota; Fungi; Ascomycota; Saccharomycetes; Saccharomycetales; Saccharomycetaceae
Gene: VAM6
Product: Vam6p
Exons: 1
Coding region: 1-3150 (1049 amino acids)
Biological process (GO): intracellular protein transport; endosomal vesicle fusion; vesicle-mediated transport
Cellular component (GO): fungal-type vacuole membrane; cytoplasm
Source: RefSeq, a predicted model, not a curated record
AUGUUAAGGGCUCAGAAGUUACAUUCGUUGGAAUCUUCUGAUAUUAGUGCAAUUCUACCCAUCGAACAAUCGCAAAAACUGGUUUUAGCGAAGAAGAGUGGUGACGUAGAAGUUUACUCUCGAGAUGGCAAUACGUAUAAACUAUUUCAACUGUAUCCGGAUCUUUUACAGAAUGCUAAAAACGAGUCUUCCUUUCCAUUGAUUGAGAAUUUCUACUUUGCGAACGAGCUCUCUACCAUCUUUGCACAGUGUAAAGAAACCUUAAUUUUACUGAGUACUACUAAUUUACAAGAAUAUGAUCGAAUCAUUGAUAGAAGGGGCAUAAAACAUUGCUGGCUGUUUGAAAAGACACACAAAAACAAAGAAGAAGUCACCACUUACUUGGCAUAUUCAACAAUCAACACUUCUAAGAUGCGAAUAUUAAUAUGGGAGGGAAGAACGUAUAAGAACAUGAUAGAAGCGUCAUUAUCAUUUAGGAAGGAAAUCAUAAGGUCCAUAUAUCCUGGAGAAGUAGGCAUUGUUUUAACGACCGAUCUAGGAAUAUACCAUUGGCCCUAUAACAAGUCAUCUUUAAUUAGAGUUGAGAAAACAGUGAGAAACAAAUAUCCUAAGGAUAUGAUAUCAGCGUUAACGGAACUAAUGAAUCAAACAGAAAAAACCGUAGAGAAGAGCCCAAAAAAACAUCAUCGUGAUGAUACUCAAUCCUUCUCUUCUAUGGACCGUAUGUCCAGGAAAUCAAGUGUAUCAAGUAUAUGGUACAGAGGCAUAAGUAGCGAUCGUUGUAACAAAAUACGAUAUAUCUUCGAACUGGAAGGCGAUGACCCUGCUCCUCUAAUAAUCGAUGGAACUACCAAGAAACUAUUUAAACUAGACUUCAUGCAUAACAAUGAAGAGCCGUUUUUAGUCGCUACCGAUCAUACUACAUUUUCCGAAUCAAAUUCCGAAUUCGAUCACAUGCACUAUUUGUCAUCCCACUUGCUGAUGCUAUAUAACACAGAUACUAUCAAAUUCGUCGAUUACGCAAAUGGAUUUACCUUUUUACAGCAAAAAAUACCAGAGGGUAUAAAAUGGGUGAAGAGUCUUUCCGGUACUUAUUUUUUGGUAUGGACUUCGAAUGAUGAGUUGCAGUUAUUCUCCUACCAUGUAGAUGAUGGAUCUGAUGAUUAUGAUGAAGAGUCAAUUUGCGGUGACAUUAGUGAUCCUGACUUUUAUCAACUGUGGAGAAAAGUUCUUUUUUAUAAGUUCUUCAUCAACUCUCCUAAUUCUACAGAGUUAUGUGUAUCAGAAAACCCCCAAGAGUCAUUAGAUAUAUGUGCUAUGAAACUGAGAGACUUAACUGUGAUGUGGUGUUUGAGAAUUUUUGAUAAAUUUCAAAAUUACAUGAUCCAAUUGGAAAGUAGCAAAAACUCAAAGAUGCUCCGAUCCAAAUGUGAAGAAAUAAUCGUUAAAGAUAUAUUCGACUUAUUUAUCAAAUUUUGGGCUCCGCCUCAAUUAGUUAUAUUGAAAGUAUUUCCUUCUGCUAUUUCAAGUCUGGUAUUAGAAAUUACUGGCCAAGAGCAUCAUUGCUUGUUCAAGGAAGCCGAAGAAGCUAAAGAGACAUAUGACAUUCCGCCACAUCUAUUGAACAAGUGGUGCUUACCGUAUCUUACUGAUACUAGAAGACACCUGCAGAAUUUGUUAAGUGGACAGCACGAUGACGAAAACCGUAUAACUUGGUUUUAUCGCGACCGAAAAAUUAAGCAGAAUUUUGACUUUUUCCUCAUCAAUAACCAUGAUGACGUGGAUCUUGAAACCAUGUUAACUUUGAUAGACACCGUUUUAUUUAAAUGCUAUCUUUAUUAUAACCCUUCCAUGGUGGGUCCAUUCAUCCGUGUAGAAAAUCACUGCGAUUCGGAUGUCAUUGUGACUGAGUUGAAAAUACGUCAUAUGUUUAAAGAUCUUAUUGAUUUUUACUACAAACGUGGGAAUCAUGAAGAAGCCUUAAAGUUUCUUACAAAUUUGGUUGGUGAAUUAGAAUCCGAUAAUACAGAAGAAAAACAACGACAAAAAAUUGAGCAUGGCGUUAAAAUCUUAGUUAUUUAUUACUUGAAAAAGUUGUCUAAUUCAGAAUUAGGCGUUCUUUUCAAAUAUACUGACUGGCUUUUGAAAAGGAACAACGGUUCGAUUCAGGAAAUUAUUUCAUCGAUAUAUUUUCACGAUUCUCAAGCAUGUAACGGAAGGGACCACUUAAAGAUAUAUGAAUAUAUCCAGAAGUACGACAAGUUACUCGCUCUCCAAUAUUUGGAAUUUGCAAUCAGUACCUUUCGAUUGGAAGGGAAUAGCUUGCACACUAUUUUGAUCAAGCUAUACCUUAAAAAUUUGGAUGUUCCCUCAACCAAAAUCAAGCUAAAAUCACUACUAGAGACAACAUCCGUCUAUGAACCCAGAACAAUACUAAGAUUACUAACUGAAACUAUUGAGGCCGGGGCGGAUCUUUUGCCCGCGAAUGACCUCAAAUUCGUUAAAUAUUUGAAGAUAUUUCCUUUAUCAAAAUUAGAAAACCAUGAAGAAUCGGUACGAAUAUUGCUUGAUGAAGUGGAUGAUUACAAAGCAGCAACAAACUAUUGUGAUGACGUAUACGAAAGCGACUCAACAAAGGGAGAGAAGCUUUUGUUGUACCUAUACGAUAAACUAGUUUCUAUAUAUGAUUCAAACGGAAAUUCCAAGCUGAUUCUGGGGUUUUUACAAGACCAUGGUUCAAAAUUAAAUUCGGCGGAGAUAUACAAAAACCUACCUCAGGGUCUCCCCUUGUAUGAUAUCGGUAGAGUGAUUUCUCAAUUGUUAAAGAAGCACUCGUCGAAAAUGGACGAAACUAGAAUAGAAAAGAAUCUCCUUCAAGUUGAGCUUGUGACCACUACUUUCUAUCUCAAUGACAGUUUAUCUUCAUACGGAGUCUUGUCGGAUAGCCAUAAAUGCCCUAUCUGCAAGAAAAUAAUCUCGAACUUCGGAACCGAUUCUAUUUCAUGGUUUACUAGAGAGGGUAGAAAUAUCGUCACGCACUAUAAUUGUGGGAAAGUACUACAGGAUCGUUUUACUGCUCAAACUAAAGCGUCUUCCAAAACUGAACAAAAGACUUUGGGAGACGUUAAGAAUGAAAUAAGCAACAAGUAA